AUGUAAUCUCCUAAUAAAAGUGCUUUGUCACAUAGAGAUUAAGCGGAUGAUGUUAGGCCACUUGCGGUUUAAGAACAACUAGAUUUGGGACCAUUUAAAAUAACUCCUCAACAAUUAUAACAAAUAUUUCAUCUAAACACAAGAAGAAGUACUUGCGAAGAGUUAGAUUACUUGGUACAACAAGGAGGUAUAGGUAAGCCACUAACAUUAUUCACUAAUUUUAGAUUGGUUAAUUGAUGGUUUACACACAUCUAUAAAGGAUGGAAUAAAUGACGACCACGAUUAAAGAAUUUAAGUCUAUGGACAUAAUAAAAGAAUCGUGAGACCUCCAUAAACAUAUUGUGAAUUGUUAUGGAAUGCGUUAGAAGAUUUUACAAUGCGAGUUUUAUUAAUAGCAUCAAUAGCCAGUAUUGUGAUAGAGGUAGCUACUGCAGAUAAUGAACAUCGCCAUUUAGCCUGGAUUGAGGGGUUUGCUAUAUUUGUUGCAGUCUUAGUUUGUACUAAUGUUGCUGCUAUGAAUGACUAUUCAAAAGAGAAGUAAUUUAGAAAGCUCAAUGCUGCCAGUGAAAAAUCGAAAAUAGUGGCAGUUAUUAGAAACAAACAAUUGAUUCAAAUUCAUGAAGAGUAAGUGUUGGUUGGAGAUAUUUGUAAACUAAUAGAGGGAAUGGAAAUUCCAGCUGAUGGAGUAUUACUUGAAGCUUCUGAUGUGAAAGUGGAUGAAUCCUCAAUGACUGGAGAAACCCAUUCAAUUACAAAAGGGACAAUAAAUUAAUGUCAAAUGUAGAAAUAGGAAUUGCAGGCUGAAGGAGUUCAAUUAGGUGAAUAAGACAGAUUUAAAAUACCAUCUCCUGCAUUACUAUCUGGUACAAGAGUAUUAGAGGGAGAAGGAUUAUUUUUAAUAUGUGUGGUUGGAGAUCUCUCUUGUUUGGGUUAAAUUAAAGCUUCCUUAGAAUAAGAAGAAGAGGAAGGUAUAAUAAUUAUCUGAUUAUUUUACUAGAAACUCCUUUAUAAGUUAAAUUGACUAUGAUAGCAGAAGACAUUGGUAAGUUUGGAUUGAUCUCAGCAGUGUUGAUAUUCUUUGUCUUGAUGAUUCGUUUCGCAAUAGAGAGAGGAAUAGCCAAUGAGUGGGAUCAUAGCAAACAUUGGAUGGAGAUACUGAAUUUCAUCAUUCUUUCCAUUGUGGUUCUUACAGUAGCUAUUCCUGAGGGAUUGCCUUUGUCAGUUACAAUUUCUCUGGCUUAUUCUGUUCAAAAGAUGAUGGAUGAUAAGAAUUUAGUUAGGAAAAUGUAUGCUUGUGAAACCAUGGGAGGAGCAGAUUCCAUUUGUUCUGAUAAGACAGGAACAUUGACAAUGAAUAAAAUGGUCUUAACAAAAAUUUGGAAUAAGCAAUUUUAUGAAAUUGACUAUUUGGCUAAAGAAUAGAAUUUGAGUUAGUUGAUAUCAAAAUCAAUGGAAAAUCUAUUUUUAGAAGCUUUAUGUUGUAAUUCAUCAGCUGAAUUGAUACCUGAAUCAGGAUCAAAGACUGAAAUAGCCAUACUAGAAUAUUUGCAAAAGGCAAGAAUAGAUUAUAGAAAAAAGAGAGAGUCAGUGAAUUUCAUUAAGAAAAACCCUUUCAGUUCAGCGAGAAAAAGAAUGAGUGUCAUAGUGGAUACUAAACACAAUGGACUACCAGUCAAAAGAUUAUACAUAAAGGGAGCAUCUGAAAUAAUAGUGUAAAGUUUAACUCACAUGCAUACCUAUGAUGAUUAGAAAAUAAAAUUGGGAGUUAAGGAAAUAUAAGAGAUUGAGAGAAUAAUCAGUUAGAUGGCUAAAUAAUCUUUGAGAAUAAUCUGUGUUGCUUACUUAGAUUUGAGAGGAGAUGAAGACUUAUAGAAAAUUAAUGGAAAAGUGUACGAUAUUGAAACGCAAGAUCUUACAUUUCUAGGAUUGUUUGGUAUAAUGGAUAAUCUCAGAGAAGGAGUUAAAGAUGCUGUUACUAAAUGCAAAUAGGCAGGAAUUAAAGUGAGAAUGGUUACAGGAGACAACUCAGAAACUGCAAGAGCCAUCGCUAUGAAUUGUGGAAUCAUUGAAUAAGGAGACAGUCAAGCCAUUGUAAUUGAGGGAGCUGAAUUUAUGAAAGAAGUUGGAGGAGUUGUUUGCAAGAAUUGUACUACUGAACUGUGUAAAUGUGCUAAGUCAUCCAAUGAAGCAGAAAAGAAUGGCACUUCUUUAAGAGUGGAUACUCUGGGCAAUAUGUCCAGAUUUAAACAAAUCUAUCCUUAAAUUGCUGUUAUGGCAAGAUCUAGACCUACUGAUAAAUACGCUAUGAUUAUUGGAUUAAAAGAGUGUGAACAUAUUGUGGCAGUAACAGGAGAUGGUACCAAUGAUGCACCAGCCUUAAAGAAAGCAGACGUUGGUUUUGCUAUGGGUAAAGCAGGAACUUAAGUUGCCAAAGAUGCUUCUGCUAUUAUUUUAAUGGAGGACAAUUUUAGUGAUAUUGUUAAGGCUGUCAUGUGGGGUAGAAAUAUAUUUCAAUCCAUAAGGAAAUUCUUAUAAUUUUAAUUGACAGUCAAUGUAGUUGCAGUGGGAUUCACCUUGAUCUCCUCUGCUCUAUUAAAGUAAGAUGUUCUUAAACCUAUUUAAAUGUUGUGGGUCAAUCUCAUUAUGGAUUCCUUUGCUUCUCUUGCUUUGGCUACUGAACCUCCUUCCGAAAUCCUCUUGAAGGAUCGUCCAUAUUCAAGAUCUGAGUCCAUUGUCACUUAUAAGAUGAUUAAACAUAUUAUUGGAUAGGCCAUUUAUCAACUGACUGUCAUUCUAAUUCUCGUGUUUCUAGCCUAAGAAUUCAUACCUGAAUAUGCCGAUGACUACGAUGAUGUCAUUAGAGACAGAAUAUAGGAAAAAAUGGAAGAAGACUCAGAUUUUGUUUUUGAAUAAUCCUCUCUUUAUCACCCUAAAUAUAAUACUGACUAUUAUCCUGAAUCUUUGAGAUUAAGAAGUGGAAGAUUCUUGACUGUUACUAGUGAAAAUGAUUUUGAAGAUAUUUUUAAUGAGUUCAGAGUGCCAUCUCGUCAUUACACCUUUAUUUUCAAUGCUUUUGUUUUUAUGCAAGUGUUCAAUUUCAUUAAUAGCAGAAAAUUAAAUGAUGAGAUCAACGUUUUUUCCAACAUAUGCAACAAGUAUUUUAUUAUUCUAUUUAAGUCUUAUGUUCGUUUUGAUAGUGUUCUUUAUAAUAAUCUUGCAAAUUAUUUUAGUCACCUUUGGUAGUCUUGCUUUCUCAUGCUAUAGUUAUUAUGGACUUACAAUUCAAUAAUGGGUGAUCUCCCUUAUUAUAGGAUUGGUUGGACUUGUUGUAAGUUUCAUACUCAAACUCAUACCUGAAUAACAUGUAAUAGAAUGAUAUUUUAUUUAGAUAUGCCCGAAAACAUAGCAUGCAGGAUCAAGGACUCUUGAUAAAAAACCAUCUGGUAUUCUAGAAUUGAGAAGAGGAUCGUCUUUAAGGAAAAAAUAAUCUAUGCAUGUAGAUCAACCACCAGUUUAAGAUAAUCAUAUUUAAUUAAUUGAAAAAUGA
Molecule: messenger RNA, 3547 nt
Organism: Paramecium octaurelia
Lineage: Eukaryota; Ciliophora; Oligohymenophorea; Peniculida; Parameciidae
Source: the annotation of a GenBank genome assembly